Messenger RNA from Acanthoscelides obtectus, 1089 nucleotides. NCBI's taxonomy places the organism in Eukaryota, Metazoa, Arthropoda, Insecta, Coleoptera, Chrysomelidae. The record is from the annotation of a GenBank genome assembly.
AUGGAACUCAACCGAGAACAUUUUCGCGCCAUAAUUUAUUACAACUUUCAGAGACAAUUAUCGCAACAAGAAUGCCUUGCUGAAUUACUGUCUGUUUUCGGCAACGAAGCGCCACAUCAGUCGACAAUUUCCAGUUGGUAUGGAGAAUUCAAAUGUGGAACGGCAGUCACCCAGGAAGACGUCGAUGCUGUGCGCAAACUCAUCAUUGAAGAUAUACAUGUGACAUAUCGCGAGAUUGAGGCGUGCUUGAAGAUCUCAAAGACCUCAAUUCAAAAAAUUUUACAUGAAGAAUUAGGAGUAAGAAAAUUAUCGACAAUUUCCCGUUGGUAUGGAGAAUUCAAACGUGGACGGGUGAGUCUUAGCGACGAUCCCAGGGUGGGUGCACCAAAAACGGCAGUCACCCAGGAAAACGUCGAUGCUGAGCGCAAACUCAUCAUUGAAGAUAGACAUGUGACAUAUCGCGAGAUUGAGGCGUCCUUGAAGAUCUCAAAGACCUCAAUUCAUGAAGAAUUAGGAGUAAGAAAAUUAGUUUCUCGUUGGAUAUCCCAUCUCUUGACUGAAGAGCAGAAAGCAGCCAGGGUUAAUUGGUCAUUGUUAGUGGUGAUGGAUCGUGGAUUUAGUGUGUUCCAAGGUGAAGAAAAGCCAACAAAAGUCAUCCGUUCUCGAAGUGUUUCGAAAAAGAUGCUCGCGACAUUUGUGUCAAAAGCGGGUCAUAUUCAAAGCACUGUUACUGCGGAUUGGUAUACCACCAUUUGUUUGCCAAAAGUAAUCACCGAGCUUCGAAAAAUCAACCCCGAAAGAAGAAUCAUCCUCCACCAAGACAAUGCAAGCUCGCACACAGCCCAAAAAACAAGGCAGUAUUUAACGGAAGAAAACGUGGAAUUAUUGGACCAUCCUCCAUAUAGUCCCGAUCUAAGUCCUAACGAUUUCUUUACUUUCCCGAAAUUUAAAAACAGACUGCGUGGUCAAAGGGUCCAGUGGUCCAGUUUGGAUCUGCUGUCAAACGAAUGGAAUAAAUGCUUCGAAAAUUGGUUCGAGCGCGUGGAGAUGUGUAUUAAUCUUCGUGGAGAAUACUUCGAAAAACAAUAA